GAAAUUCUGAGCGCAUUUUUCGCAGACGGUGAGUCGCGAAGAAGGCGUGCUGAUUGCAUCCUUGAACCAGAUGGAGCCCAGAGAUUUUGGGGCUGCCUACAGGCUCCCUCCGCUGAACCAUUGGUCAGACAUCGCGUACCUUCAGCUGUUUGGUCCUUCUGCGGCCCGUCCUACGUCUUCUUCACCCCUAAAGUUAGAUUACAUCAUUCGCCACAGCAUUGCCAACAGGACCGCCAAAGCUAUAGCUGAGUAUAUGCUCACCAAACACAAGGUUCAAGACCCAGCCUGGCUCGGAUUAACCUUUUCCCUGGAAACGGACGAGGGCAAGGUCAUUUUGAGCUCGCCUAACCGCUAGGAUGCAGCGCACCUGCCGGCGGGUGUAAAGAGCAGCUUGGCUUGAAGACCAUGGACAGAGUCACCGUCUUCUAUACGAGUGAUAUGGUAUGCUCUUCUAGGUAUUUGAAUCUACUGUUGUGGCUGGGAGAUGUUGAUGAUUCGCAAAUUUCAGACUCUGAGACUCAGUAACAGAACUUCGGGGACAUGGAGCAGAU
Messenger RNA from Paraphaeosphaeria sporulosa, 551 nucleotides. RefSeq lists its product as uncharacterized. The record is from RefSeq and is a predicted model, not a curated record. Bases 71 to 355 code for a protein of 94 amino acids. Lineage: Eukaryota; Fungi; Ascomycota; Dothideomycetes; Pleosporales; Didymosphaeriaceae. The transcript has a single exon.